Molecule: messenger RNA, 1885 nt
Organism: Rhinopithecus roxellana (golden snub-nosed monkey)
Lineage: Eukaryota; Metazoa; Chordata; Mammalia; Primates; Cercopithecidae
Gene: TMEM248
Product: transmembrane protein 248
Exons: 7
Coding region: 306-1250 (314 amino acids)
Source: RefSeq, a predicted model, not a curated record
GUCGGAGGUCACGGCGGCGUUGGAGGUGGCGUGUAUGUUUUUUUUUUUUCACCCGGAAACCGCAGCUGUCGGAGCCCGAGCUGAGGCGGUGGCGGGAGCCCGGUUGGCGUCUGGUCCUCGCGUCGGCCCCGCGGAGCCGGACGCUGUCCCCGGCGCGGCGGAGAAGAUGGUGCCGAGCGGCCCCGGGCUCGCCACGCGCCGCCACGAGUGAGCCCAGCGCGGCCGCGGGCGUCCGCCGAGCAGCUGGCCCGGCUGGGCCCGGGGCGCGCAGCUGCCCGCCGGGCAGGGUGGAGCUGAUCAGAAUAAUGUUCAGCAUCAACCCCCUGGAGAACCUGAAGGUGUACAUCAGCAGUCGGCCUCCCCUGGUGGUCUUCAUGAUCAGCGUGAGCGCCAUGGCCAUAGCUUUUCUGACCCUGGGCUACUUCUUUAAAAUCAAGGAGAUUAAAUCACCAGAAAUGGCAGAGGAUUGGAAUACUUUUCUGCUACGGUUCAAUGAUUUGGACUUGUGUGUAUCAGAGAAUGAAACGUUAAAGCAUCUCACAAACGACACCACCACUCCGGAAAGCACAAUGACCAGCGGGCAGGCCCGAGCUUCCACCCAGUCCCCCCAGGCCCUGGAGGACUCGGGCCCUGUGAAUAUCUCAGUCACAAUCACCCUAACCCUGGACCCACUGAAACCCUUCGGAGGGUAUUCCCGCAACGUCACCCAUCUGUACUCAACCAUCUUAGGGCAUCAGAUUGGACUUUCAGGCAGGGAAGCCCACGAGGAGAUAAACAUCACCUUCACCCUGCCUACAGCAUGGAGCUCAGACGACUGCGCCCUCCACGGUCACUGUGAGCAGGUGGUGUUCACAGCCUGCAUGACCCUCACGGCCAGUCCCGGGGUGUUCCCCGUCACUGUACAGCCACCGCACUGUGUUCCUGACACAUACAGCAACGCCACGCUCUGGUACAAGAUCUUCACAACUGCCAGAGAUGCCAACACAAAAUACGCGCAAGAUUACAAUCCUUUCUGGUGUUAUAAGGGGGCCAUUGGAAAAGUCUAUCAUGCUUUAAAUCCCAAGCUUACAGUGAUUGUUCCAGAUGAUGACCGUUCAUUAAUAAAUUUGCAUCUCAUGCACACCAGUUACUUCCUCUUUGUGAUGGUGAUAACGAUGUUUUGCUAUGCUGUUAUCAAGGGCAGACCCAGCAAAUUGCGUCAGAGCAAUCCUGAAUUUUGUCCCGAGAAGGUGGCUUUGGCUGAAGCCUAAUUCCACAGCUCCUUGUUUUCUGAGAGAGACUGAGAGAACCAUAAUCCUUGCCUGCUGAACCCAGCCUGGGCCUGGACGCUCUGUGAAUACAUUAUCUUGCGAUGUUGGGUUAUUCCAGCCAAAGACAUUUCAAGUGCCUGUAACUGAUUUGUACAUAUUUAUAAAAAUCUAUUCAGAAAUUGGUCCAAUAAUGCACGUGCUUUGCCCUGGGUGCAGCCAGAGCCCUUCAGUCCCACCUUGGACUUGAGGACCUACCUGAUGGGAUGUUUCCACAUGUCUCUAGAGAAGGAUUUCCUGGAUCUAGCUGCGUUGGAGCUGGUCAUGACGAUGUUUUCACUAAGGUCACGGGCGCGUUGCGUCACUGGUGGGGCUGAAGUUUGGUUUGGUUCUUGUUUCGGCCCAGUAUGUAGAGAACGUUUGAAACAGUCUGCACCUUUGAUACAGUAUUGCAUUUCCAAAGCCACCAAUCCAUUUUGUGGAUUUUAUGUGUCUGUGGCUUAAUCGUAGUAACAACAAUAAUACCUUUUUCUCCAUUUUGCUUGCAGGAAACAUACCUAAGUUUUUUUUGUUUGUUUUUUGUUUUUUUGUUUUUUUCCUUUAUAAAGAAAAAAUAAAAUAGUCUCAUUUUAAUACUA